AUGGUUGAAGAGGCAGCUUCAGCAUCGGAGGCUUCGGUGGUGGAAGUCGUACAAACCCCUGUGACGACGGAGGUAGUGCAAACCCUAGGAGAAACUAACCAAGCCUCGAUCGAAGCCACCGUCGGAUCCGCUGUUCAAGGAGGCACUGAGUCUACCUGCAACAACGACGCCAACAACAACAACGCCGCCGAGAGUGCCGUCACUGAUGUCCCUGACGAGGAGCGUGAGAAGACGCUCGAGUUCGCCGAGGAAUUGACCGAGAAAGGCUCUGCGUUCCUGAAAGAGAAAGAUUUCGACGAGGCCGUCGAUUGCUUUAGCCGCGCCCUCGAGAUCAGGGUUGCACAUUAUGGUGAACUUGCUGUUGAGUGUGUAAAUGCAUACUUUAAGUAUGGAUCAGCGCUUCUGGAAAAGGCUCAAGAGGAAGCUGAUCCACUUGGUAACAUGCCUAAGAAAGAAGCUGAAGUUGAGCAAGAAUCCAGUGGUAAAGAUGGUGCUAUUAAGAACACUGCGAAUGGUGAAUCUCUUGUUUCAGCUAACCCAGAGAGGCAAGGGAGUUCAAGUGGGCAAGAAGGUAAAGACGUAGAGGAGGAAGGUGAAGAUUGUCAGGAUGAUGAUGAUGCCGAGGCUGAUGUCGAUGCUGAUGCUGAUGAAGAGGAUUCCGAUUUGGAUAUGGCAUGGAAGAUGCUGGACAUCGCAAGAGCUAUCACUGAUAAACAUUCCACUGAGACAAUGGAGAAAGUGGAUAUCCUCUGCGCACUUGCUGAAAUCUCCUUAGAGAGAGAGGACAUUGAGUCUUCCUUGAGUGACUACAAGAAUGCAUUGUGCAUCUUAGAGCGACUCGUUGAACCAGACAGUCGUCACAUAGCCGAACUAAACUUCCGGAUAUGCAUCUGUCUAGAGACUGGAUGUCAGCCUCAGGAAGCAAUACCAUACUGUCAAAAGGCGAUGUUGAUCUGCAAAGCGCGAGUGGACAGGCUCACCAAUGAGAUCAAAGGUCCAUCUGCUCCAGCAGCUUCCUCGACUGUCUCUGAAGUAGACGAAGGAAUCCAGCAAUCAUCCAAUGUUCCCUACAUUGAUGAAUCUGCUUCAGACAAAGAAGCCGAGAUCAGAGACUUAUCUGGUCUUGCUGAAGAUCUUGAAAAGAAGCUUGAGGAUCUGAAACAACUUGCAGAGAACCCAAAGCAAAUUCUUGCAGAGCUAAUGGGCAUGGCAUCAGCAAAGGCAGAUGCUGGUGACAAGGUAGCGACCGCUGGUGGUGGUGAAAUGAGCUCUUCUCGCAUGGGGACUGCAAAUAACGGGAAAGAUUUAGAGUCACCAACAGUCUCAACCGCUCACACUGGAGCAGAUGGAGGAGGAGCAUCAUCAGGUGUUACUCAUCUGGGUGUUGUUGGAAGAGGAGUGAAGCGAGUUUUGACGAAUGCAACCUCUGCGGAAUCAAGUCCUUUGAAGAAACUAGCUCCCGAGCCUUCAGACAAACCAGAUGGCAACUCUUCUUGA
This is a messenger RNA of Microthlaspi erraticum, 1497 nucleotides long. Lineage: Eukaryota; Viridiplantae; Streptophyta; Magnoliopsida; Brassicales; Brassicaceae. The record is from the annotation of a GenBank genome assembly.